Molecule: messenger RNA, 7415 nt
Organism: Camelina sativa (false flax)
Lineage: Eukaryota; Viridiplantae; Streptophyta; Magnoliopsida; Brassicales; Brassicaceae
Source: RefSeq, a predicted model, not a curated record
ACCACAAAUCUCUCUCUCUUCUUCUCUUCACUUCUCUCUCUCCCGCGCGCCCAAGUCGCCUCCCUUCGCUACUCUUUCUCCGAUCGUCGUCUCCACCUCUCUUUUACUUUCGUCGUCCUCUCAAAUCUUUCUCAUUCUCCAUCUACCUCUCUUUCGUUGCGCAGCCGGAGGAUAGAUUCUCUGUCCAGAUUUGUUGGUCUGCUUCCGAUUUAUAUUGGUUCACCAUCCUUAUCCGUACAUCUCUCCGGUCCGAUCCGUGGAGGUUGAGAGAACGGUGUGAAUGAGUGUACUCUUUAUAAGUUGAUAGAAUGGAAGAAGAUGAUGAAAGAAAGCUCGCAGAAGAAGCUGAUGUUACUGAUAACCCUGAUAUAGCUAAUCCUUUGCAGAAUCGGAUUGAGGCAUUUGAUAUAGGGGAUUCUUAUGGUUUUAUUGCUAAGGAUGAUACGGCAUUGCAAGAGAUCAGUUCAGCUGAUAGAGUCUUCAAGGAUGAUGAUUUUGAACAAGUGUCUCUGGGAGAUCAGGAAAAAGCUGUCAAUGAAUCACAUGGUGAAAUUAAGGAGCCUGGAAGCACUUCAAAUUCUGAUCUUGGGAGGUCUUCUUUUGGUGGCACUGAAGGAGUUACUAAUCAGUUGUCCGGGACUCAGGAGAUGUUUGAUUUGAUGCCCAUGGAUGAUGUGCAAAGUGACCGACUUUCUAGCCCUGGACCUGAGAGAGACGCACCUGAUCCUAUGCAGCAGUCCCUGUCUGAAACUAGUCUGGAUUCUUUCCACCAUCCAGAAUCUGGGUAUUCCCCAGUUCACUCCCCGCAGAAACCCAAGCCAAAGGCUACGGUUCCAAAUGUUUCUCCAGAGCUACUGCAUCUAGUGGAUUCAGCCAUUAUGGGGAAACCUGAAAGCUUAGACAAACUUAAGAAUGUUGUCAGCGGUGUUGAGAGUUUUGGUGCUGGAGAAGAGUCAGAGGCCACUGCUUUCCUUGUUGUCGAUUCACUUAUUGCCACCAUGGGUGGAGUUGAGAGUUUUGAAGAGGAUGAAGACAGCAACCCUCCUAGUGUCAUGUUAAAUUCCCGUGCUGCAAUUGUUUCUGGUGAGCUUAUUCCUUGGCUUCCUGUUUUAGGUGAUAGCGUUAAUUUUAUGUCCCCAAGGACUCGCAUGGUUCGGGGUUUGCUGGUUAUUUUACGGUCAUGCACGAGAAACAGAGCUAUGUGUUCCACGGCAGGGUUAUUGGGGGUUUUGUUGCGAUCAGUGGAAGAGAUAAUUUUCAAGGAUGUUGAUAUGAAAUGGAGUGCUGCUUCUGUUCUGUUACUAUGCAUCCAACAUCUAGCUGGACACUCCCUUAGUGUCGAUGAUUUACACAGGUGGCUUCAGCUUAUCAAAACAGCGAUUACAACAGCGUGGUCAAGUCCGUUGAUGCUUGCUUUGGAGAAGACAAUGAGUGGAAAGGAAUCAAGGGGACCUGCUUGUACUUUUGAAUUUGAUGGUGAAAGCUCUGGCUUACUUGGUCCCGGAGAAAGUCGUUGGCCCUUUACCAAUGGCUACGCAUUUGCAACAUGGAUCUAUAUUGAAUCAUUUGCUGACACAUUAAAUGCUGCAACUGCGGCAGCUGCAAUUGCUGCUGCCGCAGCAGCCAAGUCAGGGAAAACAUCCGCCAUGUCAGCUGCAGCGGCUGCGAGUGCCCUCGCUGGUGAGGGUACUGCUCAUAUGCCACGUUUGUUCAGCUUUUUGUCCGCUGAUAAUCAGGGAAUAGAAGCCUAUUUCCAUGCUCAGUUUCUGGUGGUUGAGAGUGGUAGCGGGAAAGGAAGAAAGUCUUCGCUGCAUUUUACGCAUGCAUUUAAGCCUCAAUGUUGGUAUUUUAUUGGUCUCGAGCAUAGCUGCAAGCAGGGGCUUCUGGGGAAAGCCGAGAGUGAAUUACGGCUUUAUAUUGAUGGAUCCUUGUACGAAAGUCGUCCUUUUGAUUUCCCUCGUAUAUCCAAGCCCCUCUCUUUCUGUUGCAUUGGCACAAAUCCUCCUCCUACUAUGGCUGGUCUACAACGUCGUCGUCGUCAAUGUCCUUUGUUUGCAGAGAUGGGACCAGUUUAUAUAUUUAAGGAACCAAUUGGUCCUGAGAGAAUGGCGCGCUUGGCUUCUAGAGGUGGGGAUGUUUUGCCUUGUUUUGGGAAUGGGGCAGGCCUUCCUUGGCUAGCUACAAAUGACUAUGUACGUAAUAGGGCAGAGGAAAAUAGUAAUUUGGAUGCAGAUAUUGGAGGAUAUACUCACCUGCUUUACCACCCUUGUCUGCUAAGUGGGCGGUUUUGCCCAGAUGCUUCACUUUCGGGAGCAGCAGGCACUCUAAGGCGACCAGCUGAGGUUCUUGGACAAGUCCAUGUUGCAACGAGAAUGAAGCCAGUGGAGUCCUUCUGGGCCCUAGCUUAUGGAGGACCCAUGUCCCUGCUUCCUUUGACCGUAAGCAAUGUGCAGAAAGAUAGCUUGGAGCCAUGUCCUGGAAAUCUUCCAUUGUCUUUGUCCACAGUAACUCUUGCUGCUCCUGUAUUUAGAAUCCUAUCAGUUGCUAUUCAACAUCCUGGGAACAAUGAAGAGUUGUGUCGUAAUCAGGGACCCGAGAUUCUUGCUAGAAUUCUGAGUUAUCUUCUACACUCACUUGCAUCCCUCGACAGGAAGCAUGGCGGAGUGGAAGAAGAGGAACUGGUUGCUGCCAUUGUUUCUCUUUGCCAAUCUCAGAAGAUCAAUCAUGUUCUUAAAGUGCAGCUCUUUCGCACACUUCUAUUAGAUUUAAAGAUAUGGAGCCUAUGCAAUUAUGGACUCCAGAAGAAGCUAUUGUCAUCCCUUCAAGAUAUGGUUUUCACUGAAGCAACAGCCAUGAGGAAUGCCGAAGCUAUUCAGCUGCUUCUAGAUGGCUGUCGAAGAUGCUAUUGGAUGAUUUCUGAGAAGGAUUCGGAGACCACUUUUCCUCUUGACGGGAAUACGCGUCAAAUGGGGGAACUUAAUGCUCUGAUUGAUGAACUUCUGGUGAUUAUUGAACUUCUAAUGGGAGCAGCAUCUCCUUCUUUAGCUGCUGAUGACCUCCGUCAGUUACUUGGUUUCAUAAUUGACAGUCCACAGCCAAAUCAGGUUGCGAGGGUAUUACACCUUAUGUAUAGGUUAGUUGUACAGCCGAAUGCUGCAAGAGCUCAGAUGUUUGCAGAGGUAUUUAUAACAUCAGGUGGGAUAGAAACACUUCUUGUUCUGCUGCAGCGAGAAGCUAAAACUGGUGAGGAUAAUGUUUUAGCUAUGGGUAAGAGUAGAACAAGGUCAUCAACUGAUCAAAGUGAAAAGAGUCAGAACAACGGGUCUGGUUCUGUAAAAAAGUUGGAUUCCGGUGUUGACCCUUCUGGUCCUGAUGGAAAUUCUGUUGAGGAUGAUAAUGUAGGGUCUCCGAAUGAACCAGCAUCAGAUCCACAAGAAAAUGAGCAUGUAUUUUCAUCUGUCAUUUGUGAUAAUGACUCGAUUUCCAUUACCAAUUCCAUAGAUACUGAGAGAAUAUUGUCUGUUUCUGAAAUUGGUGGUAUAAGUCUUUCGAUUAGUGCUGAUAGUGCAAGAAAUAACGUGUACAAUGUUGACAAUAGUGAUGCUGUUGUCGUUGGGAUCAUUAGAUUGAUUGGUGCUUUAAUUUCUAGUGGGCACCUAACAUUUGAUUCGGUUGCCCGUUCUGAUUUGACAAGUAACAUCCUGGGUAGUGGACUCCAUGAAAAUGGAGGAACGAUGUUUGAUGAUAAAGUCGCAUUGCUCCUAUUUGCUUUGCUGAAAGCAUUUCAAUCUGCUCCAAACAGGCUGAUGACUGACAACGUCUAUACAACUUUGCUUGGAGCCUCGAUCAAUGCUUCAUCAACAGAAGAUGGCCUUAACUUUUAUGAUUCAGGUCAUCGCUUUGAACACUCCCAACUUUUGUUAGUCCUCCUGCGGUCUCUACCAUCUGCGUCCAUGGCUCUACAAAGCCGAGCACUUCAGGAUCUUCUCUUUUUGGCUUGUAGUCAUCCGGAAAAUAGAAGCAGUCUGACAAAAAUGGAAGAAUGGCCUGAGUGGAUCUUGGAGAUUUUGAUCUCGAAUUAUGAGAAAGAUGCUGGGAAACAGUCUGCUUCAGCGGGUUCUUCUGAGGUAGAAGAUCUAAUUCACAACUUCUUGAUCAUAAUGUUGGAACAUUCAAUGCGCCAAAAAGAUGGUUGGAAGGAUAUCGAGGCUACAAUUCAUUGUGCAGAGUGGCUUUCUAUCGUUGGUGGUUCUAGCACUGGAGAGCAAAGAAUUAGGCGUGAGGAGUCAUUACCAAUUUUCAAAAGAAGACUUUUUGGUGGUUUGCUAGACUUUGCUGCCAGAGAACUGCAGGCUCAGACUCAAGUUAUUGCUGCAGCAGCUGCUGGUGUUGCUGCAGAGGGUCUAGCACCAAAAGAUGCAAAGGCUGGAGCAGAAAAUGCUGCUCAGCUUUCUGUCUUUCUGGUGGAAAAUGCAAUCGUGAUUUUGAUGCUCGUCGAAGAUCAUUUGAGGUUACAAAGCAAACAAACUUGUACAACAAAUGCAGUUGAUGCUUCUCCGUCUCCUCUUUCUCUUGUUUCUCUUAAAAAUCGUACAAGCACACUGACAGCGAUCGGAGAAUCGUCAGAGAUUUCUAGCAGUCGCGCUUCACUGUCAAGUGAUUCAGGGAAGGUCCCUUUGGAUAUACUCGCUUCAAUGGCUGAUUCAAGUGGACAGAUUUCUGCAGUCGCAAUGGAGCGCCUUACUGCUGCCUCUGCAGCUGAACCUUAUGAAUCUGUUUCCUGUGCUUUUGUUUCAUAUGGUAGCUGUGCCAUGGAUUUGGCUGAGGGUUGGAAGUAUAGGAGUCGAUUGUGGUAUGGUGUUGGCUUUCCCCCUAAAACUAGUUCUUUUGGUGGUGGUGGCAGUGGUUCAGACUCUUGGAAAUCUACUUUAGAAAAAGAUACUCAUGGAAACUGGAUUGAACUUCCCUUGGUUAAAAAAUCUGUAUCCAUGCUUCAAGCUUUGCUGUUAGAUGAGUCCGGACUCGGAGGUGGCCUUGGAAUAGGUGGAGGAUCUGGUACUGGGAUGGGAGGGAUGACAGCCCUCUACCAGUUGCUGGACAGUGAUCAGCCUUUCUUAUGCAUGCUUCGAAUGGUGCUUCUGUCUAUGAGGGAAGAAGACUAUGGUGAAGAUAAUAUGCUAAUGAGAAAUCUAAGUUCUGAACGUUCUUCCGGGAAUUCAGGUACAUUAGAUAGCGGUUCUCUAAUGUCUAUGCGACAAUCCCGAUCAGCUUUAUUGUGGAGUGUGCUCUCUCCUAUCCUAAACAUGCCAAUAUCCGAUUCAAAGAGGCAGAGAGUACUGGUUACUGCCUGUGUUCUCUAUUCUGAGGUAUGGCAUGCUAUCAGCAGAGACAGAAGACCACUUCGUAAGCAGUAUAUAGAGGCUAUUUUACCACCAUUUGUUGCAGUCCUCCGGAGAUGGCGACCUCUUUUGGCUGGCAUUCAUGAACUUGCCACUGCUGAUGGUAUGAAUCCCCUUGUCGUUGAUGAUCGUGCCUUGGCUGCUGAUGCGCUUCCCGUUGAGGGUGCUCUUUCUAUGGUUACUCCGGAGUGGGCUGCUGCUUUUGCUUCACCGCCUGCUGCAAUGGCUCUAGCAAUGAUAGCUGCAGGGGCAGCUGGCUGGGAAGCCCCGCCACCUCCUACAGCUUCACAUUUUAGGCGAGACUCUUCUAUGCUUGAGCGUAAGACUGCCAAACUUCAGACCUUUUCAAGCUUCCAGAAACCACUGGAGCCUCCAAACAACAAUGCACCACCUCGACCAAGGGAUAAAGCUGCUGCAAAAGCGGCAGCUUUGGCAGCUGCACGAGAUCUUGAACGGAAUGCAAAGAUUGGUUCAGGAAGAGGUCUGAGUGCUGUUGCAAUGGCUACUUCUGCGCAGCGGAGGAAUAUCGGUGACAUGGAGCGUUUACAGAGAUGGAACACUUCCGAAGCUAUGGGAGUGGCAUGGAUGGAAUGUCUCCAACCAAUGGAUACAAAAUCAGUUUAUGGAAAAGAUUUCAAUGCUUUGUCGUACAAAUUUAUUGCUGUACUGGUGGCAAGUUUUGCUUUAGCACGUAACAUGCAAAGAUCAGAGAUUGAUAGGCGUAUGCAAGAUGAUAUCAUUGCGGCAACUCGCCUAUGCUUCGGAAGCCGUGGUUGGCGCAAAUUAAUUCGUUACUUGGCAGAAAUGAGAUGCUUUUUUGGGCCUUUUGGAGAUGAAAUAUGCAGCCCUGAACGCGUUUUUUGGAAACUUGAUUCUAUGGAAAGCUUUUCAAGGAUGAGACAGUGUAUAAGGAGGGAUUAUUCUGGGACUGAUCAUCUCGGGUCAGCAGCAAACUAUGACGAUCAGACAGACACAAAAAGUGAUAAUGGUAGCAAGGGUUCUGCAUCGAAUCCUCCUGUUCUUGCUGCUGAAGUUAUAUCAAUGGAAAUAGCGUAUGAAGAUGAUGAACAUGGAGAGGGUGAUCAUCUUGAUAUCAAAGGCCAUGCUGAAGAACAUAGAAGGGAAAAUGAAGAGAGAAUAUCUGGUUCACAUGAGCAUGCAUCCAGAAAUUCAGCAGGGACUAGUGAUCCUCGAACUUCAAAUGACCAUGAAAUGGUCCGAGAUUCUUCAGCAGUAGCACCUGGCUUUGUUCCCAGUGAAGUUGAUGAAAGGAUCCUUCUUGAGUUUCCCACAUCAAUGGUCCGGCCACUAAGGGUUGUGAAAGGAACCUUUCAAAUUACAACACGGAGGAUAAAUUUUAUUGUUGACAACAGAGAAAGCCAGAAUUUGACUGAUCACUCUUAUGGAUCCCAAUCACGUGACCAAGAAAAGGAUCGUAGUUGGCCAAUGUCUUCUCUUCAUCAGAUUUAUAGCCGGAGAUAUCUCCUGAGAAGGAGCGCCUUGGAACUCUUUAUGGUUGACCGUUCAAACUUCUUUUUUGAUUUUGGGAAUACUGAGGGAAGAAGAAAUGCAUAUCGAGCUAUCGUUCAAGCAAGGCCUCCUCACUUGAACAAUGUUUACCUAGCAACUCAGAGGCCUGAACAGCUUUUGAGAAGAACUCAGUUAAUGGAGCGAUGGGCUAGAUGGGAGAUUAGCAAUUUUGAAUACUUAAUGCAGCUUAACACGUUGGCUGGCCGUAGUUAUAAUGACAUUACUCAGUAUCCUGUUUUUCCGUGGAUUAUUUCUGACAACAGUUCAGAAAGUCUAGACCUUUCAAAUCCAUCUACCUUCAGAGAUCUUUCGAAGCCAAUUGGUGCAUUGAACCCAGAGCGUCUCAAAAAAUUUCAAGAGCGAUAUUCUAGCUUUGAAGAUCCAGUUAUUCCCAAAUUCCACUAUGGCUCACAUUACUCAAGUGCUGGAGCAGUAAGUUAUCUUCUCUAUAAUAUCCUACCACUAUUACUGCCAUUCCCAGUUUAA